This is a messenger RNA of Eublepharis macularius, 924 nucleotides long. Its product is annotated as olfactory receptor 52N1-like. Gene Ontology annotation, cellular component: membrane. The record is from RefSeq and is a predicted model, not a curated record. Gene Ontology annotation, molecular function: olfactory receptor activity; G protein-coupled receptor activity. Gene Ontology annotation, biological process: G protein-coupled receptor signaling pathway. Lineage: Eukaryota; Metazoa; Chordata; Lepidosauria; Squamata; Eublepharidae.
AUGGCGGCAUCUAACCACACUGAGGGCACCCUUUCCUACUUCAUCCUGAAUGGGAUCCCGGGCCUUGAAGCUGCCCAUGUCUGGAUCUCCCUCCCCUUUUGCUCCAUGUAUCUCAUUGCUAUGGUGGGGAACUGCGGCCUCCUCUACCUCAUCUGGACGGAGGAAGCUCUUCACAGGCCCAUGUACUGCUUUCUCAGCCUGCUCUCCAUCACUGACCUUGCUGGGAUCAACUCCGUGAUGCCCAAAACUUUAGGCAUCUUGUGGUUCAAGCUGAAGGAGAUUGACCUCAGCUCCUGCCUGGCCCAGAUGUUCUUCAUCCACACUCUCACCGGGAUGGAGUCUGGGGUCCUCAUGCUCAUGGCCCUGGACCGAUUUGUCGCCAUCUGUUACCCUCUAAGGUACACCGCCAUCUUGACCAACUCCGUCAUUGCCAAGAUGGGCCUGGCCACCUUUCUCCGAGGAGCUGUGUUGAUGCUACCCUUCCCCUUCUUGCUCAGAGGAUUGCCGUUCUGCCGCACAAAUGUCAUUGCUCACACCUACUGGAUCGACGCCAUCUACGGCUUGGUGGCAGCCUCAGUCAUUGGAGGGUUUGACAUCUUCUGCAUUUUCAUGUCUUAUGUCUUGAUCCUCCGAGCUGUUGUGGGAUUAUCCUCCAAGGAUGCACGGAGCAAGGCCGUCAACACUUGCACUUCCCAUAUUUGUGCAAUCCUUAUCACCUACACUCUAGCAUUCUUCACCUUUUUCACACAUCGCUUUGGGGGUCACACCAUCGCCCCCCAUAUUCACAUCCUUAUGGCCAACCUGUACUUGCUUACACCUCCCAUGCUCAACCCUAUUGUUUAUGGGGUGAAGACCAAACAGAUUCGGGAGAGCGUCCUGAAACUGUUCCAACAGAGAAAGGCAAUUUCGACUCAUUCUCCCUAG